UUUAAAUUUGUGUCCAUCCCUAACGCGGUGGCUUCCGACGUUUCAUGCCAAAGUUAAUUAGAGUCCAAUUCCGGUUCAUCCUUAACAUAGAUCGAGAUGCAACCAACCACAAUAAUCAUACUGUUAACCAGCUUACUUUGCAUGGUAUAUCUUACGGAUGCUGAGGUCUCUAUUAUUCAAAUGAAAUAUGACAAAAAUGGUAAACCGUACAUAAUAUACGGAGCCAAGAAGUAUGCUUGCGACCGCACACGAACUAAAAAAUAUAGGGAUAGCAGUGGAUGUGAGGUAGAGUUGGAAAUUAUAAGGCCUACUGAAGAGCAAAUUCGUCAAAGAAGAGGAUAUAUUUAUGUCUAUAGAAUUUGCACGUAA
Messenger RNA from Dicrocoelium dendriticum, 369 nucleotides. The record is from the annotation of a GenBank genome assembly. NCBI's taxonomy places the organism in Eukaryota, Metazoa, Platyhelminthes, Trematoda, Plagiorchiida, Dicrocoeliidae.